AUGGGCAAAAGGCGAGACAGAGCCGACUUUCAGAAAGAGCGAAUUCGGAAAAGAGUGCAGAAAGCCAAGCGUGAAAGGCUUGCUCAAUCCAGAAGACUCCAGACCAGCAAACAAAAGGCUUCGAAGGACUUCAAACGUUCAGGAUUCUCUCCAGCAAAAAGGGAACAUGAUGGAUUCAACAGCAGUAAAGUGAGGAAGGAGGCAAAUCAGGACGACAGGGUGCUAUGCAAGAGGAUGAAGAGCUGGCACACAAGAUCAGAGGCCCAAGAAGAUGACGACAUGGCACUGCAAGUUGAUGUUGUCGGCUUCAAUGAACGAGUGGAUGCACCUCCAAAGCUAAGGCAGGCAAAAGCAAGGGCACCAGGAGGGAAAGGCCUCAAACUGCUAUCGGUGCUGGAAGGAUCAGCAGUACACCCAAUGGAACCACCUUCAGGAGGUCCUGCCAGUGUCCAUGGAGGAAUGAGAAACGCAGCCAUUGAAGCUUACAGAAAGCUGAAAAGCAAAACUAACACAAGCGGACGAGGUAAAGCCACUAUGCGCUCACUAAAGCAACUGGUUGAGAAGGGGGAGGAGCAGAGAGCACCAUCUUGA
Ostreobium quekettii is the source of this 591-nucleotide messenger RNA. Lineage: Eukaryota; Viridiplantae; Chlorophyta; Ulvophyceae; Bryopsidales; Ostreobiaceae. The record is from the annotation of a GenBank genome assembly.